AUGGCAAAGCGGCAUUGCGAUGAUCCGUCGUCUGAGCAGGCGAGCAAAAGACAACGAUCCCAGGAGCAGCUCCUCCAGUACAAUGCGUAUGGCUAUGGAGCGUAUGGUUAUGGCCAGCAAGUGGCGACACCGUAUGGACACGAUGAAAGCGGUAUGAUGCAGGGUAUGAUCGCUCCGGGUGGUGGUGGCGGAGGUGGUGGAGGUGGUAGCUCUGGUGGUGCCUACAAUGCUCAUAUGUUGGCAAUCUCGAUGCAAGCAUAA
Molecule: messenger RNA, 261 nt
Organism: Gongylonema pulchrum
Lineage: Eukaryota; Metazoa; Nematoda; Chromadorea; Rhabditida; Gongylonematidae
Source: the annotation of a GenBank genome assembly